Molecule: messenger RNA, 3111 nt
Organism: Salvelinus fontinalis (brook trout)
Lineage: Eukaryota; Metazoa; Chordata; Actinopteri; Salmoniformes; Salmonidae
Product: ceramide synthase 2-like
Exons: 10
Coding region: 447-1643 (398 amino acids)
Biological process (GO): ceramide biosynthetic process
Cellular component (GO): membrane
Molecular function (GO): sphingosine N-acyltransferase activity; DNA binding
Source: RefSeq, a predicted model, not a curated record
UGAAAAUACAAUGUUUUUUGGUUGUUAAAAAUAUAUUUCACAGCGGUUUAGAUGGUACAAUGUAAACAAUGUCUUUGAGGUGCUGGAUAUAAAUCAUCUAUUCAGCAAAUGAUUGAAAGAGACUCUGCCCACUGCAAUCUGGCUCCCAUGUGGUUUAUUAGUGACAUCAUUUCCACUUUACUUUAGAUCUUCAUCAGGCCUCACUUGAAAACAGUGGUGGCUGGUGGCACGUUAAAUCGGAAGACGAGAGCUUAGUAUGGCUGGAACGGAAUAAAUGGAAUGGUAUCAAACACUUGUUCCAUGUUUUUGUAAGCAUUCCAUUCACACCAUUUCAGCCAUUACUAUGAGUCGUCCUCUCCUCACCAGCCUCCUCUGUUCGAUAACGUGAUAACUAUUGACAUGUGUUUUCUAACAUAACCCUCCUCUUCCACCCCUGGGUCGUCAGGAUGAUUGACACCCUAUAUGAGUGGAUUUGGUGGGACCGCUUCUGGCUGCCAGUCAACCUGACCUGGGCGGACCUAGAGGACAGAGAUGGGCGUGUCUACGCCAAAGCCUCUGACCUCUAUGUGACGUUGCCUUACGCCAUAGUCUUCCUACUGGUCAGAUACCUGUUCGAAAGGUUGAUAGCCACGCCUCUAGCAGCCUCAGUGGGGAUCCGGGAGAAGGCCAGACUGAGAGUAGCAGACAACCCCAUCCUCGAGCUUUACUAUCUCUCUCACUCCAGAAACCCUGGCCAGGCAGUUAAAGAUGGUCUGUCUAAGAAGAGCGGCUGGUGCGUUAGGCAGGUGGAGCGCUGGUUCAGAAAGAGAAGAAACCAGGAUCGUCCCGGAGUACUGAAGAAGUUCAGAGAGGCUGGUUGGAGGUUUGUGUUCUAUCUGUUGGCGUUAAUUGGAGGAGUUGUGUCCCUGUAUGAUAAAGAAUGGUUUUAUGAUACGCGGGAAGUGUGGAAUGGAUUUCCUAAACAGACUAUGCUGGAUUCUCAGUACUGGUACUACAUCCUGGAAAUGAGCUUCUAUGGUUCUCUUCUGUUCAGAGUCACCUUUGAUGUCAAGAGGAAGGACUUUAAGGAACAGAUCAUCCACCAUUUGGCCACCCUGACGCUGCUGUCCUUCUCUUGGUGUGUCAACUACAUCCGUAUAGGAACCCUGGUGAUGCUCAUCCACGAUGCCUCCGACGUCCUGCUAGAGUCUGCCAAGUUAUUUAACUACGCCAAAUGGGAGAGAACCUGCAACAGUCUCUUUGUGGUGUUUGCCAUUGUGUUCAUGGUAACCCGACUGAUCAUCUUCCCAUUCUGGCUGAUCCACUGUACGUGGGUGUACCCCACACUCCAGUACCCCCCGUUCUUUGGUUACUACUUCUUCAACGUCAUGCUGGUGGUCCUCCUGUUCCUACACAUCUUCUGGGCCUACCUCAUCCUGCGCAUGGUCAAGAAGUUCCUCUUUGGCAAAAUGACCAGAGAUGAAAGAAGUGAUGAUGAGGAGGAUGGUGAAGAAAGCAGUCUGACUGAAGAGGAAAAAGAGGAGGGCAGUUAUCGUUACACCAACGGCAAUGGUUCUGGACUGGGCACAAAGGAGUGCAACAAUGGCUGCUUCAGACACUUAUCUCUCUCGGAGAACGUCUGCCCAUCAAAAACUGUCUACUGACCAAGCUCGCGUCGUGAUUGGCAGAGCCCUACACCAGAGGCAGGAAGUGGUGGGAUCAAGGUCAUAGGAGAAGCUGGAACAACACAAAACAGAUUCCAUCCCAUAUGGAAAAACAACAGCAAGCAGACAAACAUUUAGAUGAAGAUUUAUGACUCUAGAAUUUGGAGUGUAGCCUGGCAAAAAAUAAAUGCUUCACACACAGAAAGAGACCGUAUUUCUUGGCCUGUAGUUUCUUCCACGUCCAAACUCCUCUCAUCUUCAAGGAAAACAAUGUUGACGAUGGCACAGUUUCACAUGGAACCCUCAGACAGCAAUGAGACAAAGACCAGAAAACCAAAACCAAAAAACACUAAAACCCUUGUGUUUUUGUUCAUCGUCAUAUUUAAUCUGUUCAGUAUUGCUGCAGAAAGGUGGUGCACGUCAUGAAACGGUGCCACACGGACGCUCCGCCUGAGCCCUUCAUCCAUCAAGGCCUGGCAAGGGUUUAUAGUUUAUGGGCUGCAUUCAUUCAUUAGCGGCCUACAUGUUUUAUUUCAACCUCUGCUGGCUAUGGGGGUUAGUUAUGGACAACCAGGAGAUGAAUGAGAGGCAAUAUCACAAUGGACUCCUCCAGAUGAUAUUGACACGUGUGUUUUGGAGAGUGGGGGGGUAGGUUUGUGCCUCCAAGUCCUUCUCAUCCCUCUCUCUGACUCCCCCUCCUUCUCAUUCUCUCCUACUUCCUCUCUCCUUCUCAUUCUCUCCUACUCCCUCUUUCCUUCUCUCCUACUCCCUCACUCCUACUCCCUCUCUCCUACUCUCCUUCUCCCUCUCUCUUACUCCCUCUCUCCUACUCCCUCUCUCCUUCUCUUACUCCCUCUCUCCUUCUCCUAAUCGCUCUCUCUCUCUCUCUCUCUUUCUCUCUCAUUCUCUCACCCUCUCUCUCUCUCUCUCUCUCUCUUUCUCUCUCAUACUCUCUCUUUCUCCUACUCUCUGUCCUCUCUUUCCUUUCAUCUCUUUCCACAAGCAUUUUUAUUGAAUACGAUCAACACUUUUUCAUACUUUAUGUACAUUUCUUCAGAUACAAAAACAACAUGCCAAUAUUUGGCUAAUUGAUUGACCCAUACAGUAACUAUGGUCUGUAUUUUACAAGUGCAUGUAUUUGGUGUUGUAUUUAAUCAUAUGAUUGUAUGAGAACGUGUGAUUCAGAGGAAAAAUCCUAUGUCGUUCAGAAUGCUGAAGAAACAUUUACGUAACAAUGAAACAAUGUUACACUGUUUUAAUGAAGCACUGUAAAACCUUUAGGAGUCACUCACUGUGAUUUGUAAAACAGAUAGGUUUCUAAAAGGUAUAGAUUGGCAUGUUGUAGUGAACAUCCCACUGUAACUAGCUUAAAAGAAAGGCAUUUCACUGUACUUGUGCUCGUGGCCUUGAAACUAUAACUGUCUAGUGUCCUGUGUUGUAUGUACUGCAAUAAACCUGUCUUUGACCA